AUGUCAGUGGUUGGUGAUGACUUAGAAACUGUUGUUUCAGAAGAAUUCGGCUUCAAGCCUCUAGGCCAAGCUGUUAUUUUACCAUCUUAUGAUGAAAAGUUGCCUUAUUCUUCAUUGCAUAACUUAGAUAUUUCGAACAAGAGAGGUUUAUAUGUGGCCACAUCAGGAGAUAAAACAGUAAUUGGUAAAGUUCAAGAUUUAAGAGAUUUUGUUUCGUCUAGUGAAGUCACCGCUUUACCACAAUUUUUAUGGGAAAAGGAUAUUACAGGCGUUAUUGCUGUAAAGUUUUACAAUAAUUUGGUUUUAAUUCUUAAUACAGAUGGACAAUUGUCAUCAAUAGAUUGUAACGAUUUAUCUAAGGAUUUGGAAAAUAUACAUAAGUUUGAAUCAGGGAUUUUAGAAUUCAAGCUUUCAGCAAAUACUUUAUUUUUAUUAUCAAAUAAUUAUCAGUUGUUUUGUUAUAACAUUAGUGCAGAUGAGAUAGUGCCAAUUACAAAUGAAGUGAUCGCACUUGAUGUUUUUGAAAAUUUAUUAGUUGCGAUAAACAGUAAUGGUAUUAUAAAAUUCUAUGAAAUAUCAGGUGCUGAAUUGAAUGAAUUCGAAUCAUUUGGUUAUCCUGAUCAAUUGAAAGAAGAAUUUAAUGAUGAAUAUAAACCAAUUAGUAUUACAGUGUUAGACAAAGCAAGAUUCCUUGUGGUAUUUGGUGUCGAUGUAGAUACCACAGAAGAUAUGAUUUCAUAUGACCAUAAGAUGUAUAUCGUUGCCAAAAAGGAGUCUGAAUUCAUUUUUAAGGAAUCUUAUGAUAUAUUACCGGCUUUUGGCUCAGUUUUAAGAUAUCCAACUUACUAUAAUAUAUAUUUGAAAGGUCUGAUCAAGGAAAAUCAAGAGUUAAACGUUUUGGGUUCUGCAUGUUCCAGUGAGUUGACCAUUUUGGACAAAUUAGAUAUAGUUCAACCCUCUCAAGAUAGUGAAAGAGCUGUUUUACCAAUCAAUAAAGAAACUGAUAAUGAUACAAAUCCAAUUGGUAUAGCUAUUGAUGUUUGCACAGAUGGUCUAAUUGGAGAACCUUGUCAAGGUGUUGAUAAAAUUGACCACAUGGCUCUAAUAUAUAUUUUGACAAAUGAAGGUAAACUGAUAAUAGAUGGGUUGUAUGAUUCUACAGCUAUCAAGAAUGAUUCAUAUAAUGUAAAUUCCUUAAAGGCAAGAAUAAUAAAUGAAAAUGAAGGUGAAAAUGACAGUAUCAAACCAUUUAUUAAAAACGAAGUAUUAAAGGAAAAUGCUCCGAUAUUAUCAUCUGCGAAAAUUUCAUCAGGAACAGACGAUAAUAAGACUCCAACAUUUAGUCAACCUAGCUUUGGCAUCCCUAAUAGUAACACGUUAGAACCUUCAAAUUUUGCAUUCGGUAAACCAAGUUUCGGAAGCCCAGCUUCCAGCUCACCUUUUUCUGCAUUCUCUACUACCGCCACAGAAGAAACCUCCUCAUCAACUGCAUUUGGUAAACCUGCAUUUGGAGCGCCUUCAUUUAAUUCAUUUAAAUCAUCAACUGAGACAGCCAAUCAAACAUUUGGCGCUCCAUCAUUCGGAACUCCCUCCUUCGGUUCUUCCUCUUCAAAACCUGAUGGUUCAACUGAAUCUUCUGUAUUUGGAAAACCUACAUUUGGACAAUCAUCAUUCAGUGCAUCGGCCUUUCAGGCUAAAGAAUCUUCCUCCGGACCUACAUUUGGGCAAAGUUCUUUUGCCAAUUCAACUUUUGGAAAUUUAGCAGGCUCGAACAAAUCAACGAAUAUAUUUGGUUCGGCUUCUUCUGAUAAAGCUGACAAUCCAUUUCUCGGUGCAUCAAAUGGAAAUUCCCCAUUUGCAAACUUAAUGUCGAACAAACCAGCUGUUGAUGUUGAAUCACCAUUUUCAAAAUUUUCUAUCUCAAAUAAAGUUGAAGAGAUUGAUAGUAGAGAGACAAAUGAUAUUCCAAAAGAAGAAUCUAGUACAUCUGAAGACUUAAGAGAUUCUACAGUUGAACAAAUGCCUACUAUUUCAACUCCAUUGGCAUCUAAAGAUAUCUCAUUAACAAAACAAGAAACCUCUGACGAAUCAGCUGGAAUUACAGCAGAUAAUAAGCCUAAGGAAUCCGGGUUUUCAAUUUCUUCCCUAACUGAUAAAAUAAAGAAAUCAGCAAAUAUAUCGGAAAAUGAUUUAAAUAUUAAUAGUUUCACGAAAUCUCCAUUUGAAACAGAAAAAUCAGGUGAAUCCUCACCUUUUUCUAACUUUACAAAUGAUUUAAAUAAAUCUCAACCAGCAUCAUUUGCUAUCAAUUUAAAUGACAAAAAUAAGGAAUUACUUCAAGAUGAUAUGCAAAAAAAUAUCUCCGAAUCAGAAGCAGAGAUUGUUGAUAUCAACGAAGAAUCUUCAUCAGUGGAUUUACCUAAGAUCAACGAUGAAGUUUCCAAAGAAUCUAAUAAUAACUCAGAGGAAUCUGAUGCAGAUUCGAUAACGACUCAAGAAUCAUACGAAAAUGUAGAAGCUUUUGAAAAACACUCAGAACAAGAGUCUGAUACUGAAUCUUUAAAUAAGACUGAAUUUAAUGAUGAACCAAAUAAUGAAAAUGUGGAAGAAAUAAAAGACAAUGAAGAAAUUGAAAUUAGAAAAGAACUGGAAGUAGAAGAGGCAUCUACUAAACAAGAACCAGAAACUGAUAAUGAAGAUGAUGUUGUAGAGGAAUCUGUAUUAAAUCGUGAAAUUGAGACAAAAAAUGAACUUCAAAAUGGUGUACCAACCGAAGAAGAAAAUGAAAUUAAUGAAGAAUCUGAGAUUGAAUCAGAAGAGACUAGUGAAAUUGUUGAAGAGAGCAUAGUUGUAAAGACUAUUGGAACAAGCCCAGCUAAUUCUGCAAAUGCUGAAAUUCAAACUGAGCCUUUACUUGUAUUUGAUAAGAGCACACAAUUUGAGAAGGAAUAUUCCACUGUAGGACAUCAAACUGAUAAAAUUGAAACUUGUGACUUUAACAUUCAAACAUUUGAAGAUGAUGAAAGUUAUGUAGCUUUAUGUCAUAAACCAUCAACUUUAAAACCGUUUUUCACAGGAGCAACCAUUAAAGGAAUGAAAUAUUUAUCAGAUGAUCCUAAUCUAAGAAUAGUUGAAUCAACAUAUAACUUCAUUGAAGCAGAAUUGCUAGUUCUUUCUUUAAACUUAAAGAACAUGGAUGAAUUUCUGGUUGACCAAUCCACAACAUAUAUUGAGAAAAGAACUGAUAAAACAUUAAAUAACAUUUACAUUUGGAGACUGAAUGAGUCUAAGAUUUUAGUCGAUAUUCUAUCCCAAAAAGUAGAAUCGUGUGCUUCACAAUUUUCUAAACAGGAUGACUUAUUAUUGAGAGUUGAUGAACUAACUGAAAAAAUCAAGAAGAAUGUUGAUGAAAAAAUCAAGUUUAAAGAAUUUAUUAACACCUUGGAUGAAAUUGUAAAUGGGAAGGAAGAAAGAGUACGUGAUCUAACGUUGUAUCAAUCAACAGUUCAAAAUAAUCUACGUAAUAAAAUUCGAGUACUUUCUGAAAAAAUCAACCGUAUAGAGGAAACUGUUAACAUUUUAAAGAUGUACACAGUUAAUAGUGAUAAAUUAUCCGAUAACCCAUUAGUCAGUAGGUUAAUUGCAGAAUCUGUAAGUCGUGGAAAUCUCUUGGAUGAGAUUAAAAGUCUAAGGGGUGAUUUGAAUAAGUUUAGAGCAAAUUCAGAAGGAGCAUUUACCGAUGAAUCUACCUCAGCGGAACAAACUGCAUUAGCUAUUAGAAAAGGGAAUAGUUUAAAUUCAAUUAAGGUUGCAGAAACAAGUUUACGUUUGAACACCAAGCAGCAACUGGGUUUAUUUUUUGAAAAGAUGGUAUCUGUUCAAGAAUAA
This is a messenger RNA of Vanderwaltozyma polyspora DSM 70294, 3888 nucleotides long. It is a transcript of the gene NUP159, whose product is annotated as FG-nucleoporin NUP159. NCBI's taxonomy places the organism in Eukaryota, Fungi, Ascomycota, Saccharomycetes, Saccharomycetales, Saccharomycetaceae. The transcript has a single exon. Gene Ontology annotation, molecular function: protein binding. Bases 1 to 3888 code for a protein of 1295 amino acids. The record is from RefSeq and is a predicted model, not a curated record.